CGGCGCACUUGGUCACACUCGCUAACCAAUAUGACUUGAAAAUAUUGUCAUAGAUACAUUGUUAAAUAAAUAAAUAGUUUGCACAGCUACGAUGUACAACUAUUUUAGUUUGUAGGGGGGAUAAGGUGCAAUAGAAAAUGGACAACUUAAAUUUAUACGAAGUUCUAGGAGUGGCUCCGGACGCAAGCGACGAGGAUAUAAAGAAGAACUACCGCAAAUUGGCCAAAGAGUUCCAUCCAGACAAGAAUCCCGAUGCGGGCGACAAGUUCAAGGAGAUAUCCUUUGCCUACGAGGUGCUGUCCGAUCCCGAGAAGCGGCGCAUCUACGACCGUUACGGCUUGAAAGGUCUGCAAGAGGGCGCCGAGGGAUUCUCGGAUGCCUCCGAUUUCUUUGCCCAGUGGUUUCCCUUUGAACGAGUCUCUCCAGGGGGGAGAUGCAGGCGCGACGGCAAGGUCGUGGUAAAGGUGGAGCUGACGCUGGAGGAGAUCUACGUUGGCGGCAUGAAAAAAAAAGUGGAGUACAAGCGGCAGAAGCUGUGUUCCAAGUGCAACGGCGACGGAGGUCCAAAGGAGGCUCGCGAGAGCUGCGAAACCUGCGGCGGAGCGGGCCGGGCCGCCGCCUUUACCUUUAUGGGUCUCAGCCCCUUCGAUGCGACUUGUCCGGCUUGUGACGGCCGGGGAUUCACCAUUAAGGAUGACAAGAAGUGCAGUCCUUGUCAGGGCAGCGGUUUUGUGGAGCAGAAGAUGAAGCGGGACCUGGUCGUUGAGCGGGGAGCACCGCACAUGCUGAAGGUUCCCUUCGCCAACGAGGGUCAUCAAAUGCGAGGCGGCGAGUUUGGGGACCUGAUUGUAGUCAUCGCACAACUGGAGCAUUCGCUCUUUCAGCGCCGCCAUGCUAAUCUGUACAUGCGGGAUCUUGAGAUAAACAUCACGGAGGCGUUAUGCGGCUACACACAUUGCUUUAAGCACCUGGAUGGACGAAACGUAUGCCUGCGCACCCAGCCGGGCGAAGUGCUGCAGCACAACCAAAUUAAGAUGGUGCGGGGCGGUGGGAUGCCUGUUUUUAACAAGGCCACCGACAGCGGAGAUCUCUAUAUGAAGUUUAAGGUUAAGUUUCCUGACAACGACUUUGCCACGGCACCGCAGCUGGCCAUGCUGGAGGAUUUACUGCCCCCCAGGCAGCAAAUAGUGAUCCCCAAGCACGCCGAGGAAGUGCAGAUGACGGACUACAAACCGAUGCCGCGGCAACAGGAAGACGAGGACGGACAGUCGCCACACUUUGAGGGCGUGCAGUGCCAGACGGCUUAGUGCCUGUGGUUGUGGCUCCUGCAGGCGCGGUUUCUCUGUCUCGAUCUGUGGCUGAUACUGGGCACUUUCGGCGUAGAUGAAGUCUGCUUCCUGGUGCCGCUCUUUGUCUUGAUAUGCAUAGUAUUAUUUUUCAUACAGGAAUGUUUGCUGUGAAAAGCGCGUGAUCUAAAUUCGUAGUAUACGUCAUUAUCCGAGACUAAAGCUUAGCUGAUCUGAUCUUCAAUGGGAGUGUCAUAAUUACAGUAGCCACGCUAAAUUAACUGUAUGCUAAAACUAUUAACUACAUAUUUAUUGUUAUUUUUUAGAUGUACUCUUGCCCUAAUUACCCCUACCUAACAAUAAACAGAUACGCAAUAAUCUCACUAUAAAA
Molecule: messenger RNA, 1677 nt
Organism: Drosophila subpulchrella
Lineage: Eukaryota; Metazoa; Arthropoda; Insecta; Diptera; Drosophilidae
Gene: DnaJ-H
Product: dnaJ homolog subfamily A member 2
Exons: 3
Coding region: 138-1307 (389 amino acids)
Biological process (GO): protein refolding
Cellular component (GO): cytosol; cytoplasm
Molecular function (GO): Hsp70 protein binding
Source: RefSeq, a predicted model, not a curated record